AUGCUGGUCUCCUUGACUGUGGGUAAGGUCGAUGCCGGCGUUGCGGUGUUGUUGACACAAGACAACCGGCUGAUUGAAUUCCCCUCCGUUCUACUCCCCACGAAUAUCAGCUCCGGAAGCAUUGUCGACAUCGACGUCUCUAGAAAUCAUGCGGCAGAGUCGACGAGUGUAGCGAAUUUCCAGUCGCUUCAAAAGCGAAUACUCAACACAUACGGUCUCCAGACGCCUUCUGCCCCCAUCCUCCGCCUGCGCAAUGCCACCCAAACGUCCCUAGUCUUAGAAUGGGACCCUAUCAAUCUAGCGACAGCCUCCUUAAAAUCGCUCUCCCUUUAUCGCAAUGGCUCCAAAGCCGGCUCGAUACCUCGUCCUCUAGAGAUGCUCAGCACUAAAAUCAGCGGUCUCGCUAUACAUACCGAGUAUACUUUUCACCUUGUCUUGCGCACCUCUGCAGGAACAUAUCAAUCGGAAAAGUUGACAUGCCACACUCACAAGAUGACCGAUCUUUCCGGAAUUACGGUCACUCCCGGGUUUAUGCCACAACCACAGAAAGAAGCUCUGGCUCGUGCGGUGGAUCGAAUUGGCGGCAAGCUUAUUGACACGGUCCGUAUUGACACCACACACUUUGUUUGUACCGAGGGCCGUGGUCCCUCAUGGGAAAAAGCUGUUGAGAUGAACAUUCCUGUGGUGCGACCUGAAUGGGUAGAUGCAUGUGAAGCAGAGGGUACAAUUGUUGGUGUUCGAGGCUACUACCUUAAUGCGGACCCAAAACAUCGCCAACUUGGGCCACGGCAAGCAGCUCAACAGCAACAGCAACUCCAAGUCACCGAAUCAACAAUUCCGGAUACCGCAACCCCGGCGACAGGCAGUCAAUUGAACUUGCCCUCGAGGCCUGGACCAGAGCAAGUACCUGAAGCCCCGCCUACACCAUUCCCCGGCGGCCCUACAGCGAUCAGUGCCUCGGAAGGUCAAGAGGAAGAAAGUACAAACCAACCUUCACCACCACCUAAAGACGAUGAAAAAUCCUCUUCUAAGGAUCAUGAGGAAGAAGAUGAGGAGGAGGAGGAUGAGGAGGAAAAUGAGGUACCUGAAGAAUUGCCACAAAAGCCCUCCCCUGAAUCCAAAGAUGUUGAAAAGCCAAGUCAAGGUCAGAAAGAGGGGGAAGGGGAACUUGAAGAGGUCUCUCUAUAG
Molecule: messenger RNA, 1188 nt
Organism: Talaromyces proteolyticus
Lineage: Eukaryota; Fungi; Ascomycota; Eurotiomycetes; Eurotiales; Trichocomaceae
Exons: 2
Coding region: 1-1188 (395 amino acids)
Biological process (GO): conjugation with cellular fusion; Golgi to plasma membrane transport
Cellular component (GO): exomer complex; trans-Golgi network
Molecular function (GO): protein dimerization activity
Source: RefSeq, a predicted model, not a curated record